Necator americanus (New World hookworm) is the source of this 279-nucleotide messenger RNA. RefSeq lists its product as uncharacterized. NCBI's taxonomy places the organism in Eukaryota, Metazoa, Nematoda, Chromadorea, Rhabditida, Ancylostomatidae. Bases 1 to 279 code for a protein of 92 amino acids. The record is from RefSeq and is a predicted model, not a curated record. The transcript has a single exon.
AUGGUUUCGGAUGGUGUACUCCGAUACCUUCAACUCUCGGGCCAUCUGAAGUAUACUGCGCUUCGGAUUCCGGCCGAUGCGCUUUCGGACGAGGUCCACGAGUUGAUUCGUCAUCACAGUGGGGGAGGUCUUCCUGAUCUUGGACUUUCUUCGAUCGUGCUAAACGUUUGGAACUUGCUGGUGAUCUGUGCGACCGUUACCCGAGUCAAACCGAGGGAUCGUGCGAUCUCGGCCUUCGUCUUUCGAUUUUUGCAGUCAGUGAAUAUCCACGGAACAUAG